This is a messenger RNA of Iphiclides podalirius (scarce swallowtail), 372 nucleotides long. NCBI's taxonomy places the organism in Eukaryota, Metazoa, Arthropoda, Insecta, Lepidoptera, Papilionidae. The record is from the annotation of a GenBank genome assembly.
AUGUUUCCUCGUUUUUUAAGUCAGUCAAUAAGAAAUAGUGGUUUAUGUUUACGAAGUAAUUCGACUGUAACACAACAAAUACCCCAAAAAGCCACCGAAAUCACUGAGAUUGAGGAUAACAUAACCAAAAAAAAUAAUCCCUUAGAUCAUCCAGACUAUUUCCAAGUGCACAAUUUAUUUACUGUAAAGGAUCUAUUUGAUGCAAAGGUGCACUAUGGACAUAAAGAAGGAUCUUUAAAUGAGUUUAUGGCCCACUAUCUCUAUGGCUCAAGACAGGGACAUCUUAUAUUUGAUUUGGACAUAACAGCAGAUUAUUUGCCUGCAAUUCUAAGAGGAAAAGAAGAGAGGAUGAAAUUUCUUCAAGAGAGUGAA